This is a messenger RNA of Panthera uncia (snow leopard), 1264 nucleotides long. It is a transcript of the gene FOXL2, whose product is annotated as forkhead box L2. Gene Ontology annotation, biological process: cell differentiation; regulation of transcription by RNA polymerase II; anatomical structure morphogenesis. The transcript has a single exon. The record is from RefSeq and is a predicted model, not a curated record. Bases 57 to 1193 code for a protein of 378 amino acids. NCBI's taxonomy places the organism in Eukaryota, Metazoa, Chordata, Mammalia, Carnivora, Felidae. Gene Ontology annotation, molecular function: DNA-binding transcription factor activity, RNA polymerase II-specific; RNA polymerase II cis-regulatory region sequence-specific DNA binding.
GCCAGCGCCAAGGGAAAAGAGCAGGGGCUGCCUGGCCGCCGCGCACCGGCUUUGUCAUGAUGGCCAGCUACCCCGAGCCCGAGGACGCCGCGGGGGCCCUGCUGGCCCCGGAGACCGGCCGCGCAGCCAAGGAGCCCGAGGCGCCGCCGCCGCCGCCGAGCCCCGGCAAGGGAGGCGGCGGCGGCGCCGGGACAGCCCCGGAGAAACCCGACCCCGCGCAGAAGCCCCCGUACUCGUACGUGGCGCUCAUCGCCAUGGCGAUCCGAGAGAGCGCCGAGAAGAGGCUCACGCUGUCCGGCAUCUACCAGUACAUUAUUGCCAAGUUCCCGUUCUACGAGAAGAACAAGAAGGGCUGGCAGAAUAGCAUCCGCCACAACCUCAGCCUCAACGAGUGCUUCAUCAAGGUGCCGCGCGAGGGCGGCGGCGAGCGCAAGGGCAACUACUGGACGCUGGACCCGGCCUGCGAGGACAUGUUCGAGAAGGGCAACUACCGGCGCCGCCGCCGCAUGAAGCGGCCCUUCCGGCCGCCGCCCGCGCACUUCCAGCCCGGCAAGGGGCUCUUCGGGGCCGGAGGCGCCGCGGGCGGCUGCGGCGUCGCUGGCGCCGGGGCCGACGGCUACGGCUACCUGGCGCCCCCCAAGUACCUGCAGUCCGGGUUCCUCAACAACUCCUGGCCACUACCGCAGCCGCCUUCGCCCAUGCCCUACGCCUCCUGCCAGAUGGCGGCGGCCGCUGCAGCGGCGGCCGCCGCCGCUGCAGCCGCGGGCCCGGGCAGCCCGGGCGCGGCCGCGGUGGUCAAGGGGCUGGCUGGCCCGGCAGCCUCGUAUGGGCCGUACUCACGCGUGCAGAGCAUGGCGCUGCCUCCCGGCGUGGUGAACUCGUACAACGGCCUGGGAGGCCCGCCGGCCGCCCCCCCGCCGCCGCCGCACCCUCACUCACACCCGCACGCACACCAUCUGCACGCGGCCGCCGCACCCCCGCCGGCCCCGCCGCACCACGGGGCAGCCGCACCGCCCCCGGGCCAGCUCAGCCCCGCCAGCCCUGCUACCGCCGCGCCCCCGGCGCCCGCGCCCACUAAUGCGCCGGGCCUGCAGUUCGCCUGCGCCCGGCAGCCCGAGCUCGCCAUGAUGCAUUGCUCUUACUGGGACCACGACAGCAAGACCGGCGCGCUGCACUCGCGCCUCGAUCUCUGAGAACCCAGCGCGCGCCGGCUGCGAGGAUGCAGGGACGUGCGACGCCGGCCUUAGCCGCAGCCACCGCCUCC